AUGGAAACUUUAUCUGUGUCUGGAGAAGUCACUGGUUUCACCAACAGUGGACCAACAAAGAAUUGGUUAUCCAUCUCCAACACUUCUGAGUCGGAAGGGUACUCAAAGGCCAUUGGACUGACAACAGGAGUACCGGAAACCGAGUUCUUCUGGAACAGGGUAGUCGAUAUGAGCGUGGGCACGGAAGAACGGAUACCACAAACCUGUCUGGUACCAUCUCACUUGCAGAUCCUUGUCAGGGUUUCCAAAGAAUCCAGCCAGGUCUGCACCUGCAAACGGGAAUCCAACGGUGUUCAUAGUGAGCACCAUUGGAAUACUCUCGCGUCGCGUGGAGCAGAUGUCUCUGGACCGUUGAACACAGACGGCUCGUUCAUGUCGUUCCAUAGAUGUCCGUUGGUGGAAUGUCCCAAAAGAUUCGAACCGUUCACAAACUGUUCGUCCCAGAACAGCUGGGCAUCUGGGUGCAUGCUGUCGAUCCAAACAGACUCUCCAGGCCACGAAUGA
Messenger RNA from Ogataea philodendri, 504 nucleotides. RefSeq lists its product as uncharacterized. Bases 1 to 504 code for a protein of 167 amino acids. The transcript is spliced from 3 exons. The record is from RefSeq and is a predicted model, not a curated record. Lineage: Eukaryota; Fungi; Ascomycota; Pichiomycetes; Pichiales; Pichiaceae.